AUGCAGGAGUCUAACACCAUACAACCUGAUACAUUUACGAUCGUUGCAAUCCUCGGCUCGUCUUCAUGUUUGGCAUCUUUGAGGCAAGGGAAAGAGAUCCAUGGUUAUGUAUAUAGAGCUACUAUGGAGCAUGAAAUUUUUGUCACCAACAGGCUGAUAGACAUGUAUGGUAAAUGUGGAGAUGUGGAGAAAGCGCAGCAAGUCUUUGAUAACAUGCAAGAAAGGGAUGUGGGUUCAUGGACUGCACUCAUAAACUGCUAUGGGCUGCAUGGGCAUGGCACCAGAGCCAUUGCUGUCUUUGAAAAGAUGAAACAGACCCCAUCCGGCACCCCCCAACUAUAUUUCAGCAUUGAUCCCACCAUGAAGCAUCAUGUCUGCAUUGUAGACAUGUUGGGAAGAGCAGGGCACCUCAUGGAAGCACUGAAGUUCAUUAGUGACAUGCCAAUCCAACCUGACUCUCGUGUGUGGGAAGCGUUGCUUGGUGCUGCUAGCAUUCGAGGAGACAGGACAGCCACAGAGAUAGCUGUGAAACAGCUGCUCGAGUUAGAACCUGAAAACUCUGUCGAACUUCAAGUGCAGUUGUCAAGUAUAUAUGCGAAAGCAGGGAAGUGGGAUGACGUUGCGAAAAUUAGAGGAAGGAUGAAAUCCAAAAGCCCGGGAAUAUCUCGAUCAAUUUCUCCAUGUAGAAAGGCAUUCUUUGCAUCCAUCUGUCACAGUUUUCAAGAUUUGCUCGUUGCAAGUGCUAGUAGUACUCGCACCAUUGUAAUUUUUGCUACUGGGGAUGCUUCUUCAAAUGUCGUUGGCUCUUUUACGGUCUCUUCUUUUGCUAAGGCAGCAUCCAUGUAUCUUGAGUUAGUCUUUCUCUAUCUAAUCGACCUCCUAAGUGGUGGGUUGUCUACCGUAACCUCCUUUUGA
Messenger RNA from Magnolia sinica, 915 nucleotides. RefSeq names its product putative pentatricopeptide repeat-containing protein At3g49142. The record is from RefSeq and is a predicted model, not a curated record. Bases 1 to 915 code for a protein of 304 amino acids. Lineage: Eukaryota; Viridiplantae; Streptophyta; Magnoliopsida; Magnoliales; Magnoliaceae. Gene Ontology annotation, molecular function: RNA binding; protein binding. The transcript is spliced from 4 exons. Gene Ontology annotation, biological process: RNA modification.